AUGGGAUCUCUGAGGGCUCUCCAGGAGUGGUGUCGUCUACAGUGUGAAAAUUAUCAAGAUGUGGAAAUCAAGGACAUGUCGACGUCCUUUCGGGACGGCUUGGCGUUCUGUGCCAUCAUACAUCGCUACAGGCCAGAGUUGAUAGACUUUGGCUCACUAUCUAAAGAUGACAUCUAUGAGAACAACCGACUGGCCUUUGAAGUGGCAGAGGCACAGCUAGGGAUACCUGCGCUGUUGGACCCAGAAGACAUGGUGUCCAUGAAGGUUCCUGACAGGCUUAGCAUCAUAACUUAUGUCUCCCAGUACUACAACUUCUUCAAUAACAAAACUCAAGCAAACAUUCCCUGCAUGAAGAGGCUAGGAUCUGUUUGUCAUAAUGAGCCAGCCCAGAAAAGGCCUCCCACACCAUUGGAGGAGAAAGAGGUGGAGACAGAGCCUAGCCAGAACAAGAUGACGGGGCUGGAAGUGUCCCAGCGCGGCACACUCAGCAGCAUCUGCACCGCCUGUCAGCAGCAUGUCCAUCUGGUUCAGCGGUUUUUGGUGGACGGCAAGCUGUACCAUCGAAAUUGCUUCAGGUGCACUGAGUGUCAUAGCACUUUGCUACCCGGAUCUUACAAACUAGGAAGCGAUUCUGGGACUUUGGUCUGCACUCACCACAUUACAAGGCAAGCGUCAGCAAACCUGAAUGGCCGGCCAGAUCUUAGCAAGAGACCCAUCGUAGUCCAGUCGGUGAGGAUUGGUCGCAGCAUGGCCCCCCACACCUCAGCCACUGAAACGGACCAGCAAGAGACUCCAGCUCCUCUGGGCAAAGUGAAUGACACUGGCUUGCAAGCCAACGUAACUGUCAUCGUCACUCCUGUGCCAACAAAUAAUGAUGUGACUUUAGAAGAGACAGAUUUGCUCAAUGACAGUGGACAAACAGAAGAGAAACACCGACCCCCAUCACCCCCUAACCCUUUCGACGAGAGUGAUGAGGAUGAAAAUGAACAAUCAACAGUAGAAGACACACUAACCAACAAUACGGAUAACGGUGACCCGCCCUCUAAACCUGUCAAUCAAAAUGAAGCCCUCGCCCGACCAGUUCCAGCACCUAGACGGGUUGCUGAGGCAAGCCCACCGCCCCGCCCUUCCCCACGGGUGAAGCUACCCCGGUCAGCAGAGAGCCUUGCAACUGGUGAACAUCAGAAGCCCCCCACUCCACCAAAACCUAGAGAGAGAUCCCAAUCACCAAGAAGCUUGUCCUGUGGCACGCAUAAACCCAAAGACCCACCCUGGCUUGCAUUGGUCCAAUCAGAAACCAAGAAGAAGAAACCCCCUCCCCCUCCCCCCGCUGGACUGACAACGCCUGCCAACACGGGCUCUGUGUGUUCUCUUAAAGAGGAGGGCUCUGGUUCCAGUCCGCCUACUGUCCCCUCAAAUCCAUUUGAGGAUGAUGACGAUGAAAAGAACGAGGCUGAGGUGGAUGAAGAAGGCAAUGGGAUUCCAGCUACAUUGGCAGCCAGUCAUCCAUGGUACAACAUCACACAGGUGUCUGAAGCCUCUGCUGUGGACACGACCCAGAGCACAGAAAACUCUUCCCGCUCAACUAGCCCAGGAAGUGCCAAAAGCAAGAAACGACCUGCACCUCGUGUACCGCUGCCACCUUCUGCUAACCAAGUUCUUCCCCAUUCUCAGCAUUCUUCUUGCUCUCCAGCUCUUAGUGUGGAGAGUUUGUCUUCUGGCUCCGACCACAGCUCCUCACAACCCUGUUCGGCCUCUGGUGGAGUCAGUGACCAGGAAACCAGUUUCACCAAAAGUGUCUCUGAGCCUUCCAUUUGUUCGCCCUCUAUCGCCUCACCUUCCUCCUCCUCCUCAGCUGAGCGGCUGCCCCAUUCCUGCCUGAGCUCCUUUACAUCUCCCGCACAGUCAAAUGCAAGCUCCGCACCAGCAACCCCACAAGUCAGUCGUAGCCAUGACACCAAAAUGACUGGACCUUCUCCACCACGUCCAACAACCUCACCCAGCCCAUUAGCUGCGGGCACCAGUCCAUCACAUAACAAGCCCAUUUGUAAGGAAAAUCCAUUCAACAGGAAAGUUUCUCCUUCUCCUACAAAAUCCAACAGAAAAGCCCCAAAGGGCCCACGCCCGUCCAGGCCCCCUGCUCCGGGUCAUGGUUUCCCACUUAUCAAACGCAAGGUGCAGUCAGAUCAGUACAUCCCAGUGGAGAACAUUCAUGGAGAAAUGAGUCAGCUGGAGAUCCGGCUAGAUGAGCUGGAGCAAAGGGGUGUGGAGCUGGAGAAGAAACUCAGAGACAACCCCAAUGCUGAGGAUGAAGAGCACCUUUUGGUCGACUGGUUCACACUCAUUCAUGAGAAACAUCAAUUAGUCAGGCGAGAGGCUGAGCUGGUUUACACGGCGAAGCAGCAGAACUUAGAGGAGAGACAGGCUGACGUGGAAUAUGAGCUGAGGUGUCUUCUCAACAAACCAGAAAAAGACUGGACUGAGGAGGACAAGAACCGUGAGCAGCAGCUGAUGGCCGAACUGGUUACCAUCAUUGAACAGCGUAACCAAAUAGUCAACAGCAUGGACCAGGACAGGCAGAGGGAGGAAGAGGAGGAUAAGUUUAUGGAAGCUGUGUUGAAGAAAAAAGACUUUCACAAGGAAUCAGAUGGAGACCAACAGAAGAAAAAAGUGGCAAAAUUCAAGCCCAUGAAGGUUCUGAAGAGGCUGAGCCACAAAGGAGAACCUGGAAAAAGCCCUCGUAAGGAAAACAGUUGA
This is a messenger RNA of Nerophis lumbriciformis (worm pipefish), 2757 nucleotides long. The record is from RefSeq and is a predicted model, not a curated record. Lineage: Eukaryota; Metazoa; Chordata; Actinopteri; Syngnathiformes; Syngnathidae.